Messenger RNA from Saprolegnia parasitica CBS 223.65, 5539 nucleotides. RefSeq lists its product as hypothetical. The coding region runs from base 8 to 5539 and encodes 1843 amino acids. Lineage: Eukaryota; Oomycota; Saprolegniomycetes; Saprolegniales; Saprolegniaceae. The record is from RefSeq and is a predicted model, not a curated record. The transcript is spliced from 4 exons.
AUCACCGAUGAUCGAGACGCCGUGGGAGCACAAGGUGCACGCGUUCGCGAUCUUCCGCUCCAUCUACGGCCACUGCCGCGUGCCCUCGAACUACCGCGUGCCCGACGCCGAGCCCUGGCCGGCGCACCUGCAUGGCGCGGCGCUGGGCAUGAUCUCGGCCAACGCCCGCAACGCCAUCAAGAUGCAGGAGCCGGACCGCUUCGAGCUGCUCGAGGCGCUUGGCUUUGUGUGGUCGCCGACCGAGGGCAUCGAGCGCACCGUCGUCAGCGUCUUUGGCAAGCUGCGCCUCCAAAAGGUUGAGCUCUCGGCGCUCGUGGCCGCGCUCCAAACGUACCACGACCAGCACGGGCACUUGCAGAUCCCGCAGAGCUUCAUCGUGCCUGAAAAUUCGGAUGCGUGGCCGGCGGACGCGGCCAACGUCGCGCUCUGGUACGCGCCGCAGACGCUCCGCUGCUACUUUUACGAGCUAAGCGUUGACGACGUUACGACGUUGCACCGCCUCUCGCUCUGCACCGACCUGCCGCCGUGGCGCGACGUCCAGCGCCUCCUCACGCUCUACGCGGCCAACGUCGACAGCAAGAUCGUACCGAUCGAGUACGUGGUGCCCGCGACGGACGCAUGGCCGUCCGAGUUCCAUGGCGUCGGCCUCGGUGAGCUCGUGUGGUUCCUCGGUAUCAAGCGCGAGGUGCUGCCGCGAGACAAGCGCCUCCAGCUCGACGAUUUUGAGCUGACUUUCCAGUCGCCCGAGACGUGGGCGGCCAUCGAGCGUGGUGUCGACGCGUACAAGGCCAAGCUGGAGAAGGCGCACGUCCCCGCCGACUUUGUCGUGCCAGUCACGGACGACUGGGACGCCUCGUUGCAGGGCAUGCGUCUCGGCUACUACGCAGGCAGGCUCCGGCGGGCCAACAUGCUGCUGCUGCGCAACGCGCCCAAGCAAACGCUCCCGAACGCGCCAAAUGAAUCGCCGACGUCGAUCAAGCGCAAGCGAGCGGACGCAGACGACAGUCGGCCGCUGCGCCUCCGCGUCUCGUGGGCGGACAAGAUGGACGCGCUCAUUACGUACCGGUCGAUCUACGGCCAUUUGAUCGUUCCGAUGACGUUCACCGUCGACGUCGAGGACCGUCGGUGGCCGCGGCACCUGCGCGGCAUGACGCUCGGUGCGUACGUGACGGCGUUCCGGGCGACGAUCCACCUCCAGUACGCAGAUCGCAUCGCCGACCUCGACGACCUCGGCUACAUUUGGGUCAACAAGCUCCGGCAUCUGCGCCUGCCGUGCGUCGGCUGCACCAAGUCCUUGUCGCUCGUCGACCUCGUCCAAACGCUCCAAGUCUUUUACACGCUCUACGGCCACGUCGACGUACCGGUCGGGUUUACCGUGCCGGAGGACUCGCCGCCGUGGCCACGCAAAACGAGCGGUCUCGUCGUGCACGAGAUGCUCCGGCGCCUGCCGCACCACUUUUACGAUCUGCAUCUCGAUCAGCAGACGGCUGUCCACUCACUCGGGCUCUGCAAGGACCGCCCGCAGUGGCCCGAGCUUCUCCGACUCCUCCGCAUCUUCAAAGCCCGCUUUGGCCAUGGCAGCGUUGGCCUCGACUUCCAAGUGCCUGCCUCCCCCGACUGGCCCGCGCAAUGGAACGGUCUCGCGCUGGGCGAGAUCGCAUUUGGCGUCGGGCUGCGGGCCGCGGGGCUCGCUCCCGGCGAGGAGGAGCAGCUGGCAGCGACAGGCUUCGUCUUCAACAGUCCGACGACGUGGGCGCGCAUACUUCGUGGGCUGCACGCGCACAAGGGCGUCCACGGCAACAUUAACGUCGAAGAGACCUUUGUCGUGCCGACCGACGACGACGCAUGGCCCACCGACCUUGGCGGACUGCAACUCGGACGCUGGCAUCAACGCCUCCAGCGCGCCCGCGACCUCCGGCAACUGCCAGCGUCCGUGCAGCUGGAGAUCGAGCGCCUCGAGACCCGCCAUGUCGGAAGCCGCGACCAAAGAGACCUCUCGGCAGCGCUUUGGGCCCACGUGCUUGCGGCGCUCACGACGUACCGCGCCGAGUUUGGAGACGCCAACGUGCCCGACGACUACGUGGUGCCACCCGAGGCGACCGACCUCGAGCGGCGAGGCCUUCACCUCGGUGCCGUGCUCGGCGCUCUCCGGACGCAGCCGUGGAUUGACCCUUCGCACAAGGCGGCGCUGGAGGCGCUCGGCUUUGAUUGGACCGAUGCGCCGGUGGACAAUGAGGACAAUGAGGACGGCGUCAAGCUGGAUCCGAACGAGACCGAGGGCUCGGAAGUGUCGGUCAGAGCUCGAACGCAGCGUCCUUGGGACCAGAAGAUCGAGGCUAUGAUUCUGUACCGGCGGGAGCACGGCGACUUGGCGGUGCCGACCUCGUACCGCAUCCCGGCGGCGGCGCCGUACCCGCCGCACCUCCACGGCCUCUCGUUGGGCAUCCUCGUCUCUCAGCUGCGCUACUCGAGCGUUUUGCUGCCGCCGGAGCGCCAGCGCAUGCUUGAUGCGCUCGGCUUCCUCUGGCGCACGACGCGGGGCGUCACGCGCGCCGUGAUGCAGUACGCCGACUCUGGCAAGCUCCACGCGCGCAACAUGCGCUGGGACCCGCUCUUAACGGCGCUCGUGACCUUCAAGAGGCUCCAUGGGCACCUCAAGAUACCGCCGGGCUUUGUCGUGCCGGCCGACGACGACGCGUGGCCGGCCGCGUCGCAGGGCGUCGUGCUCGAGCACGUAAUUCCGUCGCUCCGAGCGCACAUUUACGAGCUCACGGACGGCCAGUCCCAGUGGGUGCGGUCCGCGGGCAUCGUCACCGACAUCCCGGACUUUCGGACGUUUGUGGAGCUCGUCAAGAUGUACCGCGCCGAGUUUGGCUCGGGCGCCGUGGCCCGCGACUUUGUCGUGCCGUCGUCGGGCGGGCCGUGGAUCGACGCGUGGCGCGGCCUCUCGCUCGGAGACCUCGCGUGGUCGUGGUUUGCGCACAACUACGGCGCACUGCGGGUGCCGAGUGCGUUUGUCGCGCCAGCGUCGUGGCCCGCGGACAUUGCCGGGCUCCGGCUCGGGUACUGGUCGGAUCGCACGCGCGUCGCGCACCGACUGUCGCUACUGCCACCUGCAACUGCGGCUGCCGUCGGCGAGCUCUGGGCGCAGCCGACGACCAGCAGCGCGCAGCCGUUUGUCGCGCCGCGUACUGGCGCCGAGGUUGAAGCGGUCAAGGGGCGACUGCGCGCGAUGGGGCGAGUGUUGCGUGAGGUCCUCGGGUCGGCGCGCCUGCCUCCGACGUUUACGAUUCCCGCGACCGGCGUCGCGUGGCCAGAGCACAGCCACGGCUUUCCGCUAGCAGAAGGCGUUCGGUGGCUCCAGAGCCAGCCACGAGCCGGACACGCGGCGCAAGCACGCACCCCGAUUCAUCCGUCGCCUCGCAAUAAUCUCAAGGUGCUGGAACCGAGGCCUCAGGGACAGCCGCUGACGCCGGUGGUCGCAACGACGGUGGCAGGUCGCCGACUGGCACAUAAAAGCUCUUGCGAUUGCGAUUUACCGAGCUCUGCACGGCGCGGCCGAAGUGCCGCGGACUUUGUCGUGCCGUCGGUUCAGACGCGGCAGUGGCCGGAAGGCUGUCGCGGCAUGCGCCUUGGCAUCAUCGUCUCCAAGAUCUGCAGCUACAAGCGCAUGUACGAUGUCGCGCGGGAGGCCGAUCUGCGCGCCGUUGGCUUGACGUGGCGCUCGACCGCGCCGUCUUCGCGCUGUGUCGUGCGAGACGCGUCAUCCAGCGACCGCGUCGUGCUCACAAUCGACUUGUCGGUGCAAAUCGAGGCGCUGGCGGUGUACCAUCGCCUGCACGGGCGCGUCGACGCGAUCCCGCUGGAUUUUGUCGUGCCGGCCGGCGACGACGCGUGGCCGCCGGGCGCCGCCAACAUUCUCUUGGCGUAUGUUCCGCCGUCGCUCCGGUACCACUGGUUUGAGAUCCCGCCCGAGAUGGAACGGAUGCUGCGAAGCCUUGGCCUCUUCUCGGACGUUCCGCCCUUUGACGUCUUUGUGUCGCUCGUCGACGCCUACCGGCGCGUCGUCGGCGAGGCGUCCGUGCCGCUUGACUUUGUCGUGCCCACGACGCUGGCCUGGCCCACGCUGUGGCACGGUGUGCUCUUGGGCGAGCUCGCGUGGUACGUGGGCCUCCGCGCGACCAAGCUGCUGCCGGAACAGACUGCCAAGCUGCGCGCGAUCGGCUUUCGCUUCAAUUCGACAGCAACGUGGGCCCACGUGGUGAACGGUCUCCGCAUCUUUUACCGGCUCCACGGCCGAAAGCCCGUCCCGUCCGAGUUCGUGGUGCCGUCCGACCCCGAGUGGCCCCCCGACCUGCACGGCACGCGGCUUGGUCACUGGGUCGAGUGCAUGACGACGGCCAAGCGAAUGCUUCUGCUGCCGCGCACGACGAUCGAGGCCAUUCGAGUCGCUGCGGCCGAUGCCCAUCCACCCGCACCGACCUCGACCCCACCGACACCGGUCGCGCCCUCGCCCAUCGUCCACUUCGACGCCAAGCUCGCCGAGCCGAUCGCCCUUCGCGCGUUCAAGCGGAUGAACGGCCAUUUGGAGGUGCCGCCGACGUUUACCGUGCCCGAGAACGACCGCGCGUGGCCGUCCAUGACGUGGAAGCUCAAACUGGGGGUGUUCGCCCAGCGCCUGCGCAGCGACGACGCCAUGCCGCCGACCGUGCGCGACCAGCUCUCGGAGCUCGGUUUUGUGUUUUUCGACGAUGCCCAUCGCCAAUGGAUUGCACACCUGCAGGCGCUCGAUCUCUGGAUGCGACUGCGCUCGCCGCCGUCCGAGUACACACGCCUCGGCGACGUCUCGAGUGCGUGUCCGGAGAAACUGCAAGACGUCAUGGUCGGCGCGUGCUUGCUCUCGCUUGAGAUUGGGCAGACGUUUGCGACCAUGAACCACCGGUUUGAACUCCGCGUCCGCGGCAUCGACCUCGACGCUCGGUGGCUCUCCAAGCUCGAGGCGCUCGCGACCUUCAAGGCCCUCUUUGAUCAUUUGCACGUGCCCCGGGACUUUGUGAUUCAGGCUGUCGCCGUCUGGCCAGCGGCCGCCCACGGAAUGGAGCUCGGCUUGGUGGUCAUGUGGCUGCGGCAGUUGACGCCGGCCGGUGUCGUGCCAUCGGCGCUGGCGCAACUGGACGCGCUCGGUUUCGAGUGGGACGAGGUGCCGCUGCAAGCGAUUCCCAAAGGCAUGGAGCUCCUCGCGGCCGAGUUUCCGACGCACCCGCCCACGUCGUUUGCCGUGCCGGCGACGUCGCCGUGGCCACGCGACCUCUGGGGCGCCGACUUGCUGCUGCUGGACGCCAAGCGCGAAUCGUGGCUCGCUGAAAUGGAAACCAAGUACGUCGAGUCGCUGGCGUUGCUUCAAGUCCCGUCGCCCGUCGCCCCCGAGUCGACGGGCAAGCGCGUCUACUCGGCCGUGCUCGUGCUUCAGUGCAUUGAGCACUACAUGGCGCUCCACGGUGAUUCGCACGUGCCCCUGCUCUUUCACGCGCUUUCUUGA